Messenger RNA from Bacidia gigantensis, 1332 nucleotides. RefSeq lists its product as uncharacterized. The coding region runs from base 1 to 1332 and encodes 443 amino acids. Lineage: Eukaryota; Fungi; Ascomycota; Lecanoromycetes; Lecanorales; Ramalinaceae. Gene Ontology annotation, molecular function: oxidoreductase activity. The transcript has a single exon. The record is from RefSeq and is a predicted model, not a curated record.
AUGUCUCAACCGUUAAAUGAGGUGGAAUCUCCAUGGGGUAUCGUCCGGUGUGAUAUUUGUUCAGAUGGCGCAGCUCUCACGAUUGCCUUCUCUAGCGAAACCUUCACCUUCCACGCGCAAUGGCUACAUGACGCCAAAUGCGACACUGGUACUUCAAGGACUGCUGCAACCGCUUACUGCUCCAAGCUUACGGAUGCACGCAUCAUCAAAGCCUCAAUUCGAUCCACGGCGGUAGAUCUCGACCUCGUUUGGCAAGACGGUACAAGGUCGUGCCUUCCCGCCCUUUGGCUUCGUGCAUAUGGGCCUCUCGUUGGACAACAACCUUCUACUACGGUCCCACUACAGGGUACUGCGCCAAAAGGCUGGUUGGCGAACACGCUCGAGAUCCCCCACGUGGAUUACCAGGACAUAUUUGCCGCGACCGAAGACCAGUGCAGCAUCGUAGCCGAGAGCGUUUUAGACCUCCUCUUGAUGAACCCCAGCACGGGAAUCAUCAAAAUAGUCAACCUUCCCCCUCCUGACCUCGAAGGCGAGCAUUCCAAAUCCAAUACGCUCGUAACCCAAGUGCUCAAAAAGCUCUUCGGCAGCGUAUUCCAACACCCCCGGCGCACAGGUGAGAAGACCUUCAACGUCUCCUCCCACCACGAAGAAGACGCAAAACGCGCGCACGGUCUGCCAAAUUACGACACUGCACAAGUACUCCUCCCCCACGUCGACCACGCACACUACGUGCACCCGAUCCAGAUCCAAGGCUGGUACGGCCUCGAAGGCGAGAGCGAGAACACCUUCGUCUCCGGCCUUCGCGCGCUUCAAACCCUGCAGGACGAAGCGCCCGAUCUGUACGAGCCUUUCGUCACCUCUCAGAUGGCCGUUGGCCGUAAGGUGGAUUAUUACUCCCCGCCGCUGCGCCAAGGGGCCGUUGACAGUCCCGUCACGUUCCAUCCUGGCUCAUCAACAGCGGUCAAACGCUUUCGCUGGCAUGCGCACCUCACGGGCUCCUUGGUCACGCCGUUCGACACCUUUCAAUUAGCGCGAAUUGCGCACCAGAAGUUCCAGGAGAUUUUGACACGGGAUAGCCAUUUGCUGAGGGUUCGGCUGAGGCCGGGCGAUCUCUAUGUGUGGAAUAAUUUCACUAUUCUGCAUGGGAGGGAGAGAGUGUUGGUGACGCCGAGGACGGGGGUGGGGCAGACUGUUCCUGAACAGGUGGUUGCGGAUCGCUAUCGGGAGUUGAAGACGAAGAGCUUGAAAGGGGUUCUUGGGGAGGAUUGGGUGGUGCAUAUGCCAAGCGAGGUGUUGUUCCAGGCGGGAGAAUUGGUGCGAGGGCAGACAUAA